This is a messenger RNA of Vitis riparia (riverbank grape), 528 nucleotides long. RefSeq lists its product as uncharacterized. NCBI's taxonomy places the organism in Eukaryota, Viridiplantae, Streptophyta, Magnoliopsida, Vitales, Vitaceae. The record is from RefSeq and is a predicted model, not a curated record. Bases 98 to 331 code for a protein of 77 amino acids. The transcript has a single exon.
GAGUCAUGCUACCUUUGAAUCACUUCCUUCAGUUCGUCACACAAGCUGUCCUCUUCAUCUUCUUGCUCCACCAAUCCCUCGCUUCUCCAAUUAUACUAUGACUCCCGGAGUUCGAAUCCCCCUUUGCGUGCAGUGCGGCACCCACUCCAACCCCUGCCGCUGCAAGGUGGUGGGCCCGACGCUGGGGUUCUUGGCCUUCGCAGUCGCCGCCAUCGUGGAGUGGCCGGUGGGGGCUCUGGUAUACUGCUUUCGCCACAUGAAGGGUCGCCGUAUCAUGGCUCACCCUGCCGCUGUGGUGUAUCCGUCUGUGUCCAACGCUAUUCCCAUUUGAUGAUCGGCGUGCGCGCGGUGGACGCAAAAACUGUGUAGAUGUGCUGUUCUUGAUCUACUUGCAGUAAUAAUAAUAACAGUUAUCUACGUGGUUGAGUUGUGUAAAUGGUUUCUGGAGUAUUUGGUGAUUAAUGAAACGGAAAAUGUGGUGUUGCAGAAAAGGAAUGUGGAAAAUAUAAACAAAUAUUGUUGCGUGGA